Molecule: messenger RNA, 1682 nt
Organism: Exserohilum turcica Et28A
Lineage: Eukaryota; Fungi; Ascomycota; Dothideomycetes; Pleosporales; Pleosporaceae
Exons: 2
Coding region: 416-1594 (392 amino acids)
Source: RefSeq, a predicted model, not a curated record
UGAGUUCAGCGUCGAAGCAAUCCGCUACUCGAGGCAAAGUGUGGUUGAAGUGUGAUCGCCGGCGCGCAAAGCAUUUCUCACAAAAUUUCCAAGUCGCUGCAGGGAUCUAUGUCAGCCAUCCGGAUAAGCCCCACUUUAAAGUGGGGUGAGCCCCCCCGCGUUUUCGCGAAUCAUCCACUCUGCUCGCACUCGCAAAAUGUAAGCAGAACCAAGCCUUGCCGGUGGUCAAGACCACUUUUGUUUAAUCGGAUAUCCGAGGGCGUUGAAAUUUCGCAGAUAGAGGCUUUGUCCCGCUGUCUUAGAUUCACCGUGGCAGUGCACUGAUGCCUUGACCGCAGGCAGGACGCCCAUCUACCUUAUAUAGCACGGAUUGUACCGCUUCACUAAGCCCUAUAUCCUCCACCAUCUACUCACCAUGGGGGGUCUUGUAUUUGCAAAUACCUUGACCGAGUCUGGGAAACCCAUUACUACGCCCCGAUUGCCAGUUGAACUAUACAAGGCACUUUGCGCAAAGUACCAGUGCAUUCUAGAAACGCUGUUCCAACGGGUUGUCAUUCCACGCGAUGCUCCAGCUAAGAAAGACUUUGGCGACAUUGAUUACCUAGUCGAAGGUCUGCGACCGCCAAACAACACAAACGACAUCUGGGAAGUGGUACGGCGUGCUCUUAAGGCUGACGCUCAUCUACUGCGCGGUGGUUCAGCUUCGUACGCGGUACCCCACCCAGAGACGGUUGGAGCACACGUCCAAGUGGAUCUCGAGCUCUCCGUUGGAGACGGAACCCCAGAGAGCGCAGAGUUGUUCGAAUGGACGCGUUUCAUGAAGGGCGACUCGGAUUUGCUGCAGAUCAUUGGCGUCACACAUCGUCCCUUGGGUCUGACCUGUACUGACCAGGGAUUGCAUGUGCGCGUGCCAGAGGUAGAGCCCUACCACAAGAGAAAAGCCUCUCUGUUCUUGACACGAGACCCGGAGAAGGCCAUGGAGUUCUACGGUUUGGAUGUCGCCAAGUACUGGGCUGGGUUUGCGGACAUGGAUGAUCUAUUCGACUGGGCAUGCGGCGGGAGGUUCUUCUCAUCCGAAAUGUUUGACGGUCGUGUCGAGAAGCACAACGAUCGAGCACGCCAAGGGAAGAGGCCCAUGUACCGGAAAUUUGUGGAAGAGUACAUGCCUUCACAUGCAGACAAGGGCGCUGGCAAUGCUUGGACGCGAGAGCAGGUGCUCGAGGAAGCCAUCAAGGUCUUUGGCAAACGAGCCGAAUACGAUGCCAUCAUGGAGGAGCAUCAUGUCAAGACGGCUGAGGAGGAGCUGUGGAAGGAGAUCAAGGCCGUGGUGCCGGCCGAGAACAACUCGCUGGCUCUCGCUCUCAAAGGCCUGAGACGCUGGGUUACAUUCGACGACGGGCAACCAGUCAUUACACCGGAGCCAAACCUAGAGGAGCCGCUGACCUGGUCCAAGUUUGUGUCGCCUGACAUCAAGAGCACUGUCCUAGCGUGGGUGCAGGACAACUGGAAAGAAGUCAAAUCCCUGGAGAGGGCGCGUGCAAAUGCAUCCAAGCAGGCCGCGAAAAGUGUCCCAGAACAGGUAGCGCAGCCAUGACGAGGGGAGGAGGCUGACGGGGAACCUCGGUUUGUAGCGUAGUCAUGGUCCAGAGGUCACGAUCAUUUCCCCUCGGGCACCCGCUGGC